Penicillium nucicola is the source of this 1527-nucleotide messenger RNA. Its product is annotated as FAD-binding oxidoreductase. Gene Ontology annotation, cellular component: mitochondrion. Gene Ontology annotation, molecular function: D-lactate dehydrogenase (NAD+) activity; D-lactate dehydrogenase (cytochrome) activity; FAD binding. Bases 1 to 1527 code for a protein of 508 amino acids. Lineage: Eukaryota; Fungi; Ascomycota; Eurotiomycetes; Eurotiales; Aspergillaceae. The transcript is spliced from 5 exons. The record is from RefSeq and is a predicted model, not a curated record. Gene Ontology annotation, biological process: lactate catabolic process.
AUGGUGGCUGGAUAUGGCCUUGCUAUACAGUCAUCUGUCUCUCCACUAUCCGAUGGUCUCAGGCCUGCCCAGUACCCCCAGAAGGCGGUCAUGCUAUCAGCCGCAAAUGAAAUUGCAGACAUACUAGGAGAGGACUCAGUGAGCUAUGAUAAUGAGGACAUCGAGAUACACGGCUUUUCAGACUGGGCUUGCACAAACUCAGCGGGACGAGCGGUGGCCAUUGUCUAUCCUAGGUCUACCGAAGACGUGUCCAAAAUUGCGACUAUCUGCAACAAGCACAGUGUUCCAGUGGUGGCUUUCGGUGCUGGGUCAUCUAUCGAAGGCAGCUUCUCAUCACCACACAGUGGAAUUGUGGUAGACUUCACACACAUGAACAAUAUCAUUGCGACUCAUCCAGAUGACAUGGAUGUAGUCGUGCAGCCUGGAGUCAAUUGGGUUGACUUGAAUCAAAGCCUACAAGCUGAGGGCCUUUUUCUCCCACUGGAUCCCUCCCCGACCGCCACAAUCGGCGGAAUGGUUUCCACCAACUGCAGUGGCACCAAUGCGUUCCGCUAUGGUACCAUGAAGGACUGGGUUCUUAACGUGACCGUCGUACUUGCUGACGGCAAAAUCAUUAAAACGAGGAGAAGGCCCCGGAAGACGUCCGCUGGGUAUAAUUUAACCUCACUCUUUGUUGGCGCCGAGGGAACGCUUGGAAUUAUCACCGAGAUUACCUUGAAGCUGGCCGUGGUACCCAAAGAGACUGGUGUUGCUGUCGUAUCAUUUCCCACCAUCAAGGACGCAGCAUCUGCAGCGACCAAGGUGAUCCGCUCUGGUCUGCAGCUGGCCGCGCUGGAGCUGAUGGAUGAUGUUCAGAUGCAAGUCGUCAACCGACAUGGGAGCGAGUCGGUGCGAAUGAAGAACUUGGACGAGCUGCCCACACUCUUCCUAAAGUUCUCAGGCCCUACGCAGCAGGGUGUUCAGGCGGAUAUCUCUCAGCUUGAGAGCUUGAUCAAGACUUGCAACCCGGGGAAAUCCUAUUUCGCGAGAAGCAAGCGGGAGGAGACAGACCUAUGGGCAGCAAGAAAGGAAGCACUUUGGACAAUGACGUCUAUCAAGCCGGAAGGUCAUGGACUUUGGUCCACUGAUGUGGCUGUUCCCAUUUCUCGCCUGGCAGAAAUUAUCGAGCUCUCCAAAAAGGAUGCAGAGAGCCUUGGGGUCUUUGCCAGUAUUGUCGGGCAUGUUGGCGACGGUAAUUUCCACGAGGCGAUGAUGUAUGAUCCUCAGAAUGUGGCACAGAAGGCUGCAGUGAAAGAUGCGGCGUACAAAAUGGUGCGCCGAGCUUUAGAGAUGGAUGGCACGGUCUCUGGAGAGCAUGCUAUUGGGAUGGGGAAGAUGGCUUACUUGGUUGAAGAGUUGGGGGGCGACACGAUCGAGGUAAUGAAGCAGCUGAAACAAGCACUGGAUCCAAAAUGGAUCUUGAAUCCAGGCAAAGUAUUUGCUCUUCCAGACGGCUCUAAAGCUAUUCCGGCCAAUCAAUUGGAAUAG